Diospyros lotus (date-plum) is the source of this 1265-nucleotide messenger RNA. RefSeq names its product protein LEAD-SENSITIVE 1. The record is from RefSeq and is a predicted model, not a curated record. The transcript is spliced from 2 exons. Bases 246 to 1025 code for a protein of 259 amino acids. Lineage: Eukaryota; Viridiplantae; Streptophyta; Magnoliopsida; Ericales; Ebenaceae.
CAUCGGAGAUAUAUAAAUACAAUAAAUACACUUACUUACGUACACUAAUUGCAAUCGGGCCCCCCCAAAAGGAGCGUGAAGAUGCUGUUGCACGCUACUGGGAUGCUUUAUCGAUAAACCCCUCGCAGACGACUGCUUGGAGGCUAAGCAACACAUCGCCAUCGCCAUUCAAUCUCCUCUCCUGCGCUUCCUGGAGGGAGGGAGAGAGAGAAAGACAGACAGAAAGACGGACGGACAGAUCAGAUAUGGUUGGAGUUUUAUCGAACAAGAUCGGCAGGGGCCAACUCAAGCCCGGCGAUCACAUCUACUCCUGGAGGCUCGCCUACCUCUACGCCCAUCACGGUAUAUAUGCUGGUGAUGGAAAGGUGAUCCACUUCACUCGGGGGGCUGGACAUGAGAUAGGGACAGGCAGCACAGCUUUAGACCGCCUAAUUUUCAGCUCCUCUUCCUCUUCCUCUUCUCAUGGUUCGGUUAUCCAAUGCCCAGAAUGUGGUGAUCAAUCAACACUCGAUGGUGUCAUAUGCUCUUGCCUCGAUUGUUUUCUUUCUGGUGGUGAACUCUACCUCUUUCAGUACAAGGUCUCACCAGCUCUCUUUCUUGCCAAAGCUCGAGGGGGGACCUGCACCCUUGCUGCUUCUGACCCACCGGAAGAUGUUCUUCACCGUGCUGAAUUCUUAAUGAGGAAUGGUUUUGGUGGCUACAACAUCUUCAAGAACAACUGUGAGGACUUUGCAAUAUACUGCAAGACAGGUUUGCUUGUUGUAACAAACAUUUCUGUGGGUCGGAGUGGACAGGCAGCCUCCUUUCUAGCUGCUACCAGUGCUAUUGUUUCUUCACCACUUCGGUUCCUGACUACCAGUUUUAGUGGUCUGGCCGCUGUUGGUUGUGGUCUGUAUUGUGUUAGUCGAUUUGUUUCUGAUAUUGGAGUUCGCCGCGAUGUUAGAAAAGUCCCCGUUGAGGCCCUUGUCACGCCCUCUGGCUUGACUGAGUCAGAGGCUUCAACUGAGACUGCCAAGGAAGCUUGACCCAUGACCUGCACCAAAAUUUUAUGAGCAGGAUCCUAUCCUUCAUUCUGUGUCUGAAUUGUCAAACCCUGGUAUUUGUGAUUACAUACUAGCAGGUAUUUGUAUUGUGGUGUGUUUAUCUUCUCUUCGGAGUCCCGUGUGAGUCUAUUAUUUUGAGCAGCUUUGACACUUUUCAACUGUGCCAACUAUAUUUGUUACUUCACUUUUCAACAUUGAAGGGGACUUUUUGUAUUUUAUUUA